AUGAAGGCAUCAUUGCUUUGCAGCGCAACGCUUUUCUCUUUGGCGACGUUUGCCUUCCCGGCCAACUUGCUCAGCAAUGACAUUAGCGAUGACACGCUUGCGGACAUCGCUGUUUUGGCGGCAAAGAUAAAAAGAGCUGCCGAGGAGAGGCCUGAUGCCAGCAAUGUAAAACGUGGAUUCAAUGCUGAUGCUCAGCGCAUCAGCACCUCCGGUGACCACCAAUAUAUUGCACCAGGCCCAAAUGACCUCCGUGGACCUUGCCCUGGUUUGAACGCCAUGGCGAACCAUGGCUACAUCUCCCGCUCCGGCGUGAGUUCAAUCUUGGAAUUGACUACGGCGUCUAACGAAGUCUUCGGCAUGGGUCUCGACCUAUCCGGAUUCUUGUCAGUCUACGCUGCUGUUAUGGAUGGAGACGUUGCGUCGGUCUCGAUUGGCGGCGCGCCGAAGAGUGGAUUGUUAGGAGGAGUCACCUCCUCAAUUGGUCUUCUUGGAAAGCCACAAGGUCUGACUGGAUCCCACAACCGUUUCGAGUGCGAUGCAUCACCCACGCGAUCCGACGAGUACGUUACUGGAGACCCAGCGUCAGUCAACCUGUCCCAGUUCGAGGACCUCGUGGCCAUGCCUCUCGGCCCGAACGGUAUCGAUCUCUCAGUCAUAUUUCCAUUCCGAGUAGCGCGCAUCAAGGAAUCGAUCGCUACUAACGGACACUUUUUUGCUGGCCCUCUCACACAUCUUGCUGUCAACUCUGCAGCCUUCUACUUCACAUACCGCUUCUUUGCCAACCACAGUGCCGAGUACCCAGAGGGCUAUCUAGAUGUCAAUACACUCAAAUCAUUCGAGGGCAUUACCGGAGAACAAGGCAAUUACAAAUGGGCUUCAGGACAAGAGAGAAUUCCAGAGAACUGGUAUCGCCGCGCCAUCGGUGACGACUAUGGAAUCCUGGGACUUGACCUUGACGCUGUUGAUGCGAUCACGAAAUAUCCUGAACUGGUCCGAGUCGGUGGCAACACGGGACAGCCGAAUACUUUUGUGGGUGUUGAUGUCGACGAUUUGACAGGCAACGUCUUCAACGCGCAGACACUGCUCGAGGGAAACAACGCUAUGUGUCUUGCAUUCACCGCUGCUCAAGUAGCUUCUCCAGACAUUCUGAGGGGCCUGCUUGGAAAUAUCGUAAAGGCUGUUCAACACUUGACAGACGCUUUGAACCCGAUACUCCAGACACUUGGAUGUCCCGAGCUCGUGAAAUACGAUGCGACGCUAUUUGACAAAUUUCCUGGAGCUGGAAGUGGUCUCUACAUGAGAAUGUCUACAGAGGCUCACCUGGUAACAGUCCAUCUUUUGAUUCUCCACUUCCCAGCAGCAGCAACAACAGUGGCGGCGACGGCAACCCGCUCUCUACUACCCUUUGGUCUCCUUCAAGAACAUAAGAUGACAGCUCUACCCUGCUACGAUGGCACGUUCAGUUUCACCUCUUCAAGACUAUAUGAAAACAUCAAGCGUGUCUUCCCUACCUACAAUGAUACAGAUCCGAAAACUUGGCCAUGUGUUACUCUAUCAACGAUAGAGAAACAUCGUCCCUACCAGGGUUAUCCAGAUCUGCCGACAGGCGUAGCCUACCAACGAGAGGCGAUGAAGCGAUAUGAAGACUUGUACUCCCCGGAAGAUCGAACCAUCGCCGCUUCAGUGAAUGGCUCUCUCCAUCGGCGUUUUCCAUUCAACUACGACAAGUUCGACAAGCCGAAAGAGAAAGUCGGGAUGUCUGGAGCGGAGUAUCGGGCAUACAUGGAGAUUACUCUGGCUGCGCCGUCUACACCACGUAUCAUGCGCGAAGAAUGGGAGGAUGACAUCCCAGACAGCGCAAUAGAUUGCGACACUCCCCCAGAUUAUUGUGAACAACCGGAGAGCGCAUCCCCAACACUAGGCAUCAGAACCCUGAAGCGCGUUUUCUGUACAAAGAAGAAAUGCGUGGAGAUCAAACGAGGGGCUGACCGGCUGCGUGGAGAGCUCUUCGACAAAGAGUCUCAGCUUGUGAGCGCACAGGCAGAUCUCAAAGAGUACGAAGCAACCGAAGGCUUGCGUAGGAGGGCCAUACACGACGCCCAAUUUGAGCUGGAGAAGGAGAAACAACGCGCCGAUGUUGCCGAGAAGAACUGCAUGCUUCGCAUGGAAACCAAUCUCAGGCUACUCGGUCGCUUGAAUGAGUUGGAGAUGAAUGCGAAGGAAACGGAGGAGUUAGACAAGUAUUGUGUCCAGUUGGAAGCAGAAAUCGAGGCGUUGAAUAGCGGGCGAGCGACUAAGAAGCGAGGCCGAGAGCAACUCUCGCUAUCUGAGAUGGUGGGAGAAGGCUUUAACAUGCUACUCAAGCGGAUGCGAUCUGAAAGUACAAAGUGA
Messenger RNA from Alternaria burnsii, 2391 nucleotides. RefSeq names its product oxidase-like protein. Bases 1 to 2391 code for a protein of 796 amino acids. Gene Ontology annotation, molecular function: peroxidase activity. The transcript has 6 exons. The record is from RefSeq and is a predicted model, not a curated record. Lineage: Eukaryota; Fungi; Ascomycota; Dothideomycetes; Pleosporales; Pleosporaceae.